Molecule: messenger RNA, 5795 nt
Organism: Motacilla alba alba
Lineage: Eukaryota; Metazoa; Chordata; Aves; Passeriformes; Motacillidae
Gene: GJA3
Product: gap junction protein alpha 3
Exons: 2
Coding region: 1408-2946 (512 amino acids)
Biological process (GO): cell communication
Cellular component (GO): connexin complex
Source: RefSeq, a predicted model, not a curated record
GUUAAUAUCCAGGAUGGUUAUGUAGGCACGUGUAAUAUCUUCCUUAAAAGUUGCCACUAGCCUGUGAAUUGCAUUUCAAGCCAGUUUUCACUUGGAGUAAAGUUAAGUCUUAAAUAUUAAGCAGAGUAAUUUCUUUCAGUGUUGUAAGUGGUGCUGCACAGAAUGAUGGAAUUCUCAAGCAUAACCCGAGAUGGUUCCAGGGUUCCACUGACACUGAUCAACUUUCAGUAGAAAGAACACUUUCUACUGAUAGUGGGGAAAACGGCCGGGUGGCCUCCCUGCGUUGACCUCACUGUUCACAUCUUUGGUCCGAGAGUUACCAAAACAUGCCAGUUACUCACUUUUUCACUUAGGACUCACAAGUGAUGCAAAGUAUGGAGAUGAAUAAAUAUUCUUGGGAAGGUAUGAAGCUUGAUGAAGUAAAAAUUUGCCAGUGUUAUAAGCAAAAAAGUUGUUUCAUUUUGUCUUUUUUUCUCCUGUAGGCGAAAAAUUUUUGGGCUCACUGCUGACUCACUGAAGAAAUCAUAUAAGCCUGGCAUGUUAUUAGAAAUCCUUAGCGUGUUAGGUCUUUAAAAUACUGACAUAGAUAUGAAGAAUAAAUUGAACUGAGUAGUCAGAGAUACUAGAGGUAUUUACCUCCUUUAUUUAAAGGUUAAUGAGAGAAUCCUACUGGAACAUUUUAGAAUUAAACUAGAAAAAAUUUAAAUUGUUUCUAUAGUAAAAAAGUGUACUUUGGGGAGUUUGAAGAGGGUCUCCCUUGCAGUUACUUUAACUUGCCUGAAGUCCUCUCAGACAGAUACUCAAAUGUUGGAGUCCCUGCUUCUCCGCAGUGAAAAAAGGGUCUUGAGUCUUUGAAUUCCAGAACGGCUCAUCUUUCCUUUGUAUAUCUGGGGUGGGGGGCGGGACGCUCCUCACGGUGCAGUUUUUAGAUCUGUGUGGCUGAUGGCAUGUGGGCACCUGACAGCUCUGUCUCAUUCAUGCUUCACUCACUCGGGAUGUAGGACUGUUGCCCUCAUGCUCCACGGCUGUUCCGCAGUCCCCCGGUAGCUCCACACCCUUCACACCUUUCAGCUUUACUGGUAAGUCACUGUCUUUUCCUUCCCACGUAGAGCUCUAAGAUGGCAUUUGAAUAUUCUGGGGGAGAAAAGCGGUUGCUUUUUGUUCCUGUUUUCCUCCUGCAGUGAAUGAACCAGGGCAGGGGCUCCAGCAGGGAAGAGGGGAGUUUAACAGGUGGGGUGCAGCUCUCCUCCUGGUCUCAGCCCUGCACUCCUCGCGCUUUUCCUUUACUCAGGCCAAACUUUCACUCAGAGGUCAAGUGGAGUCAAGAAGUCUAAAGAAGUUUUGCCUGGGCUUUAAAGAGGAGACUCCAUAGCAGUAAAGUAAGUUCAAGGUUAGAAAUCUGAAACAAUGGGUGACUGGAGCUUUCUGGGGAGACUGUUAGAGAACGCGCAGGAGCACUCCACGGUUAUUGGCAAGGUUUGGCUGACGGUACUGUUUAUCUUCAGGAUCCUGGUGCUGGGGGCUGCUGCUGAGGAGGUCUGGGGAGACGAGCAGUCGGACUUUACAUGCAACACUCAGCAACCUGGUUGUGAAAAUGUUUGCUAUGACAAAGCCUUCCCCAUUUCUCACAUCCGCUUCUGGGUGCUGCAGAUCAUUUUUGUCUCCACUCCAACCCUCAUCUACCUGGGCCAUGUCCUGCACAUUGUACGCAUGGAGGAGAAGAGGAAAGAGAAAGAGGAGCUGAAAAAGAAGGGAAGCAGCAAAGAUGGCAACUACCCAGUAGCAGCAGCAUCUGGCAGCGGUGGUGGAGGAGGCAGCAAUAAUGUCAAAGAUCAAUCUAUUGUCAAAAGGGGGAAGGAGAAGCUCCCAAUCCGUGAUGAACGUGGCAGAAUCCGUAUGGGGGGUGCCUUGCUCCGUACCUAUGUCUUCAAUAUCAUAUUCAAGACACUGUUCGAGGUGGGCUUCAUUGUGGGCCAGUACUUCCUAUAUGGCUUUGAGCUAAAGCCGGUCUACCAGUGCAGCCGCUCACCUUGUCCACACACUGUGGACUGCUUCAUCUCAAGGCCCACUGAGAAGACAAUCUUCAUCAUCUUCAUGUUGGUGGUGGCCUCAGUCUCCCUGCUGCUGAACAUGCUUGAGAUAUAUCACUUGGGGUGGAAGAAGCUUAAGCAGGGCAUGACGAGCCAGUACAUCCUAGAGAUGCCUGUCGCAACGAUGACACCAGUCAUGGUAACAGGGGAGUCCAAACCUGUUUCUCUGCCGCCACCAGCACCACCUGUGGUGGUCACGACUGCCACGCCAGCCCCUGUUUUGCCUGACACCCGUGCUGUCACACCGCUGCUGGCCCCAGUGACCAUGGCAUCAUACUAUGCUACAGCUGCUCCGAGACCACGGCCCCCCUCCAACACGACGUCCAUGGCAAGCUACCCUGCUGCUCCACAAGUUCCUGAGGAGAGGCACCGUGCUGUGACUCCCACGCCCAUCUCCACUCCCGUCACCAUUCCGACCCCCAUCCCCACGCCCACGCCAGCCGUCAUCAACUACUUCAACAGCAGCAGCCGUGCCCUGACAUCCGAGCAGAACUGGGUCAACAUGGCAGCUGAGCAUCAGGGGAAGGUUUCCUCCAGCUCAGCGGGCUCCUCUACCCCCAGCAGCGUCCGGCAUCCCCUUCCCGAGCAGGAAGAGCCACUGGAGCAGCUACUCCCACCCCCGGCCGUGCUGCCCAUUGCCGCAGCCAACAGCGGCAGCAGCACCAGCCUGAGCGGGGUGAGCGGCAGCAAGUGGGAUGUGGAGGGCGAGGUGGAGCUGUCGGGGGCACGGCCCGUCUCGGCGGCCUGCACCACGGUGGAGAUGCACGAGCCACCGCUGCUCGUAGACACGCGGCGCCUGAGCAGGGCCAGUAAGUCGAGCAGCUGCAGAGCCCGGUCAGACGACCUGGCCGUGUAAGGCGGUCACCCCUGCUCGGGGGAGCAGGUGCUGGAAGGCGGAAUGGGCAGGGGAGCUGCCUGGGGAGGCCAGGCCUGGCGUGGGUGAGGAGGCCUGGGCUUCAAACUUAGACGCUUGCUGUUUUUGCACUCUGUGAGUUGUAGUGGGGAAAAUUAUCAACAUUUUCUAAUAGGUCAGGGGUGACCGAAGCGCAGCCCGUGGGCCAGGGGACCAGUCCCGCUUUCCUUCAUGUUCACAGCAGAUCCCUCAAGGGCAGCCGUAGGGGAGGCCUGCACAGAAAACAGGUGGCAAUGGUAGCUGGUCGUGUGCCCUGAGGCUUUCAUCUGAGAAAAAUGGUAAUAUCUCCGGUGCCCGUGCACCUGUUAUCUCCCUCUUGCCCUUGCUUUCACUUCAGCUCUUUCCCAGGAGCUCUACAUGAGCAGAUGCAAUGACUUACUUUCUUCCUCUGAAAUCUUACGUAGCCCUAUGGCAAACAUCAGGGUGGUAUAUUGCCUCCUGGCACCUGUUGUGUCUACGGACCAACUUGCCAUAUUAAAGGUAACUCAGUUUCUUCCAUAUAUAACAUGCCCUAUGAAGCCUUUGUGUUCAUGGCAAGUCACCGAUGCGGUCCUUGGCCAGGCAAAGUUUAGGGAACCCCUGGAAUAGAUUUUUUGAGGUUCUUCUUUCCAUAAUUUUUUUUUUUACUCUUGACCUCUUAGGAAGUGUUCAGUUUGGCCUUCUAUCCGGUGUUUGCCAACCAUGACCACACCAUGUUUAUCAGCCUGCAAAUAUGUUUGAGCAUGUUUGACUAUAAUUUUAGCUGACUUCUAAAAUUGCUUACAGGAGGACAGGAAUUCAAACCACACCUCGGAAAUUAUUACACAGAACAAUUUCUCUUCAGAAAGCAAGGAUUAUGAUUUCAAUACACUGUGGCUCCAUACAUUGCCCGUGGACAAACAAUUAGGAUAAAGUACAGCUCUGCAUUUUAGACUAUCAGAUAUCAGCAUAAGUUUGUUGGAAAAAUGCUUUUUAGAAGUGUACUUGAGUGCUUAUUUUUAGGUAUUUGAACAUUUUGAGAAUAAUCUGUAGGUUUACAGUUACUUGACUGUGUACUUAAUAAUUUUAGUUUGAUCUUUGAUCUUACAAGAAAAUGUAAGAGGAAAAAACUUACUAAUGGUGACAUUUCCAAAGCAAUAUUGUUUCUUGUUGUGUACCCUUUAACAUCAAUCUGUAGUGUCUUUACGUCAGUGAAAACAGACUUAGAUAAUACUGUAUUGCAGAAAAAGUGGCUAAAAUAUCUGGGCAAUGUGGUGGCUGAGGGGUCUAUCCUGAUUUGACUAAAGUCACUUUCAGAAUUCCAUUUAAUUUAACAAGGAGCAAGAUUUGGGAAUGGAUCUUGCAGGCCUUAUUCAAGCAAGACUAACAUUCACAUGAAGUUUUGGGAGCCAGAAGAAAUUUAGAUUUUGGGCUUUAGAAAAGACAUUGGAAUCCUGCUUUUGAAAAAUGUGUGUGUCCCUUAAAAAUGGGUGAAGGAAAGUACUAGGUUUUUUUUUUCCUAAGGUGCAUCUUUCCUUUCAACAGGCUCUGUCCUUUAUUCCCUCCUAAACAAGAUGUUAGAAUUCUGUGUGCCUUAAUAGGCUCAGGAGAGUUUCAGUACAAAAGGAAUACAGAAUUAAGCCCAGCUUCUGUUCUAAGCAAAAUCCAAAAGAACUAAAGUUUGGAGUCAGUCCUAUUGCUGCUAUAAAUGGAAUGUAUUGUAACUGGAAAAGAGCAAUCAAACACACUGGGAUAACUCUUUGCAUCUUCAAAGUGUUUGGCCUGGCAGUGCAGUCCUUACUCAGGCAAAGCAGGGUCAACCUGUAGCAAGUAGUUAACAUUACCAGUUAUUUCUGCUGUUAAAUGUUUUCCUGAGUGUGUUUAUUUUAUUCAACAGUCAAAAUAUAUUCCCACCACUCAAAAUUAAACAUUUUUGCUGCUUUCUGAGUAGUCACAAUGAGCUUCUCGUGAUCAGAAGCACUGUUCCACAACCUUUGGGCAUGUUGUCUCAUGACUUCCUUGUCCUGCUUGUGUUGAACCAGGUGAGGAGUUGUCCUUCUGCUGCCAUGGAUCUUAACGGCAGCCACUGCAUUAAAAGUUGAUGUGUAGUAGUACAAUAAAGAUAUUUAUUAUUAAGUAUUCAGCUUCAGGCAUGCUCUCAUGGAUUUUCUGUAUGAUAAGCCAUAAAAACCCAUUCUACAAGAAAACUGAAAGCCAAGUUCUGCUUUCUAUUGAAUCUGUGCAACUAUGCUAAACAUAGACUAAAGUUGAUGAAGUUGCCUAGAUGUAAACAAAGGCAGAGAUUAAGAUUCAAAAUUUUUAGAUUUACUAGCAUCUAUAGUAGCAGUUUUGUAAGUUUUGAUAAAUGCCAGCUAACUACAUUGCUGAAAUAAUGCAAUAUAUGCAUCUCUGUGUUUUAGUACAUUGGAGUUUAUGGGCUACGUUUUCCUUUGUUCUAUGCUUCUGAAGAACGAAGUCAAAGUCUUUCUGGAGUGUAUUUAUAUAAACCAGACCACCUGGAAUGUGUGCUUUUUUAUGUCACUUCCUGAGAGCAAAACUGAUGAUGUUUGAUGGGGCUCUGCAUCUUGCAGCCCUUACUUUAGUCCUACCCUCACAGAGUGUGUCCUGCAGGAUUGCAUCCAUAUUGUAUAUAAAAAAUAGUAAGAGAGAUAUAUUUAACUUAGGGUCAACUGAGACCUAGGCUGACCUUUUCAAGUUAAUGUGUGUGGUUAGACCUGCAGAACAUUCAGAUGCUUUUGUGGAAUAUAUGGUAUUUUCAGCCAGAGUAACUACUGGAAAGCUCUAAAAGAUGGUUUUUCCUGUUAGGUGAAGCU